Molecule: messenger RNA, 918 nt
Organism: Ambispora leptoticha
Lineage: Eukaryota; Fungi; Glomeromycota; Glomeromycetes; Archaeosporales; Ambisporaceae
Source: the annotation of a GenBank genome assembly
AUGAGGACAAAAAGGGAGCAAGACCGAGUUUUGCAGGAAUCAGCACAAGCUGGCUCUUUGCGUCGAAACACAAUAGUAAUGUCCGAAACUAAAAAAGGGAAACGCAAGCGAGACGUAGAGGAAGAUGAGGAGUCUGAAUUGUCUCACGAAGAGGAUAUUCCAACACAAGUUAUUUCAACUGCCAAAAAGGCACUGCAAAAAUUAUCGGAAGAAGAAAUAAAUCGCAAGGUAAAAGGUUUGAUCAGACUCGCCUUAUUCUCUGAGCGCAAGAAAACGCCAAUAAGGCGUGAAGACAUGGUGAAAAAAGUUCUUCAGGAACAUUCUAGAGCUUUUCAAGAGAUUUUUGAACAAGCUCAAGAUGAACUACGUGAUAUCUUUGGAAUGGAAAUGGUCGAGAUGCCUUCUAAAGAAAAGAAAGACUUUGCAGGCACAGGGGCAGCACGAAGAGCUAAUGCAAAUAAGGGAGCAUCUACCAACUGUAAAUCAUACGCGCUCAUUAGUAUUCUUCCGCAGCAAAUGAGAAAUAAUGAUCUUAUUCAAUGGCAUGAUGAAGAGGCGAUGAUGGGUUUACUUACAGUCAUCCUUAGCCUUAUCUUUGUAAAUGGACAGACAUUGUCAGAUGAUCAACUUAGAAGCUAUACCAAUCGCCUUCAUAUCCGAGGGGAACACGAGUGUUUUGGCGAACUAGAUAAAACAUUAAUGACCUUUGUAAAGCAAGGUUACUUGGAUAGACAAAAAUCUGGUCUAGUUGAUCAAGUUUCAGAAAAAGAACACUUUGAAUAUCGUUGGGGUCCCAGAGCAAAAGUUGAAUUUCCAGAAAAUAGCAUAAUUCAAUUCAUUAAAACGAUAUAUGGACGAGAUGCCGGUCCAGAUCUCGCAAAACAAAUUCAAAGAGCAUCCGGUGGGGGUACUGAUUAA